AUGGAGUACUGGAAAUUGGUGUGGGUGUUUGUGGUUGCUUUCUUAUUUGGAGGGUAUCAAAGUGAAGGGUGCUGGGAGAUUGAGAAAGCUGCUCUCUUGCAACUCAAACCUUUCUUUCCUCGUGUUAAAGGUGAAGGGAUUUCUUGGGGGAAGGGAAAUUGUUGCCGAUGGAAUAGGGUUGAGUGCAGCACUUCCACUGGACGAGUCACCCAACUCUUCCUUGAGGAUAGUUAUGAUAAAGAUGUUGUUUCAUUAGGGUCGGAAGCGUAUUUAAAUGUUUUGAGUCAUUUAAAGAUACUGAAUAUAAGCUAUGAUGAAAUAAAUGACUCUACUCCAUCUCAAGAUAAUAAAAGGGAACUAAAGUUGAUGAACCUAGAAGAGCUUAAUUUGUGGGGGAAUAUCUUCAACACUAACAUAUUGUCAUCGUUGGGUAGCCUUUCAAAUCUCAAGUCUUUGUCUUUAACACAUAUAUUUGAUGGAGACGCGAUGGAGGAAUCAAUAGGGUUACCUGCUAUGAAAAACUUGGAGAAACUACAUUUAGAGUGUCAUAAUGAAAAUGGAUGGCAAAAUUUAACAAAUUUGAAAGAAUUGACCUUAACGGAUUUAUCUUGCACUUCCAACAUUAUUCAAGAUAUUGGAACCCUCACUUCUCUUGAGGACUUGGUCAUUGAUGGUUGUGACGUUGAUGAUAAUCUCACCUUACAUGGUUUUUGUGAAUUGAGGAAGCUACAAACGCUGGCCAUCAUCAACAGCUACUGGAAUGCUAGUUUGCCUGAAUGCUUCUCUGAACUCACAUCCCUCAAAUAUUUAGAUAUCUCUUACAAUAAUUUUUCUGGAAAUAUAUCCAUGUUUAAGAAUCUAAGGUUACUCAAGUAUUUAGAUAUCUCUUCCAACAAUUUUUUUGGAGAUAUAUCUAUGCUUAAAAAUUUAAAGUUGCUCGAGUAUUUAGAUCUCCGUUCGAAUAAAUUUUCUGGAGAUAUAUCUUAUUUUAUGAGUCUAACAUCCCUCCGAGAGUUAUGGCUUUCGAACAAUAAUAUUGAGAUCCCAAGGUCAUUGGCUCCGUUGUUCAACCUUUCAAAACUCCAAAAAUUAUAUGCAGACAACAACACGAUAUAUAAUGCUGAAACUGAGAUGCAUUCUGGAUAUCAGUUCCCAAACUGGUUGUUGGAAAACAACAAGAAAUUAAAGGAACUACAUCUUGCCAAUAGCUCUCAAUCGGGACAUUUUCAGCUACCACCGACUUCUCAUAGGGGUUUAUUAUAUUUGGAUGUUUCCAAUAAUUCCCUCGAUGGUAACAUCCCAAAUGAAAUCGGAGCAAAAUUGAGUGGUGGAAUACCGAGGCACUUGCCCAUGGGGUUGUUCAUAUUCGAUGUUAGCAAUAACCAACUCUUUGGUGAUAUACCAAGCUCCAUAGAGAAUCUGACACUUAUGUUAACAUUGGAUUUAAGCAAUAACACACUUUUCGGUGGGAUACCAAGGUGGAUGGGAAAGAUGUCAAAUUUGGAAGAACUUGUGAUGGCAAAUAAUCGUUUUGAAGGUCCAAUCCCCAUGGAACUUUGCAAUCUCAACUCUAGUCUUCAAUUUUUGGACCUUUCGGCUAACAACAAAUCGGGAAGUUUGCCGUCUUGCUUCAUCUUUUCAAGGCUCACUCAUGUUUAUUUAUCAAGAAACAAGCUAAAAGGGCCGAUCACCAAUUUUUUUAACAGCAGUGGUUUGGUGACACUGGAUCUUAGCAACAGCCACUUAAUUGGAAAUAUUACAAAUUGGAUUGGCAGCCUUUCUACGUUGAGUUAUCUUCUCCUAAAUAACAACUACUUUGAAGGUGGGAUUCCGGUUCAAUUAUGCGAGUUACAUUUGUUAAGGUUGAUUGAUGUUUCUAGCAACAAUCUUUCUGGUACAAUUCCUCCUUGCUUGAUGAAUACAAUAUCGAAUGAUAGUUCCCGUGCUUAUUUUGACAACAGUGGUUACGACGGUUCCAUCGGAUCUUUCUAUGUUGAUGUGCCGAUAAAGUUCACCAUGAAAUGCAUAUCCUACUUUUAUAAGGCAACAGUCCUCACUUACCUGUCUGGAAUUGAUCUCUCUUGCAACAAGUUGACUGGUGAGAUUCCCCACCAAUUCCAACACUAUAGAGACAUCAUCGUCUUGAAUUUUUCUCACAACAGUUUGAUAGGACCAAUCCCUCCAGCACUUGCCGACUUAUCCCAAAUUGAGAGUCUGGAUCUUUCUCACAACCACUUGAGCGGGAAUAUCCCUUCCCAACUUCUGGGGUUACAUUUUUUGUCCUUUUUCAGUGUGGCAUACAAUAAUUUAUCAGGAACUACACCUCAAAUAACCGGACAAUUUGCAACAUUUGAAGAAAGCAGUUACCUGGGAAAUCUUUUCCUUUGUGGUGAACCAUUGCCAAAGAAUUGCUCAAUAGAUGGAUCAUCUUCAUCGAUGCCGAAAAAUGCAACUGACAAGGGUUUCAUUGACAUGGAAUUCUUUUACGCAAGUUUUGUUGGGUCGUACAUUGUGAUGCCAUUGUGUAUUGCCAUAGUGUUGUACAUUAAUCCUUACUGGAGACAAGCAUGGUUCUAUCACGUAGAAGCAGCCACCAUGUCCUGCUAUUAUUUUGUGCUCGACCAUGUUCUGCCUAAACCAUUCCAUUAA
Messenger RNA from Gossypium arboreum, 2649 nucleotides. RefSeq names its product receptor like protein 21-like. The transcript has 8 exons. The coding region runs from base 1 to 2649 and encodes 882 amino acids. Gene Ontology annotation, molecular function: protein binding. Lineage: Eukaryota; Viridiplantae; Streptophyta; Magnoliopsida; Malvales; Malvaceae. The record is from RefSeq and is a predicted model, not a curated record.